Messenger RNA from Planococcus citri (citrus mealybug), 2068 nucleotides. RefSeq lists its product as uncharacterized. NCBI's taxonomy places the organism in Eukaryota, Metazoa, Arthropoda, Insecta, Hemiptera, Pseudococcidae. The record is from RefSeq and is a predicted model, not a curated record. The coding region runs from base 144 to 842 and encodes 232 amino acids. The transcript has 3 exons.
CCGAUGUUCAGCGUAGAGAGAGAGAGAUUCGUGAUACUUGUACAUUCCGAUUACCUCAACAGAUUGCGGUCUCACUUACAAGCAAUAGGAAGACAUUCAAAGUGUUCUUGAAAAUACAUUCGUAGUCGUAGUGCAAAAUAAAGAUGACGCGUUUCUGUUUUAGAGUGCUCACAGUAAUUCUCUGUGUCGACUAUACAAUUGCUGCAAAUAAGGAGAUUGGGAAAAAGACGCUCAAUGACUUGGGUUACGAUGAAGCCUGGGAGGAAAUGUCUCCAAUAAGACAAGCGAUGGCCUUCGCAAAAGCCGACGAAAAAAUAAAACGCUUGGAAGAGACGGUAAUUCAAGUUGGCGUCGUAGAUUUUAUCCGUCGACUAUUAGAGAAUUUUAUAAUUAAAUUUUGCAAACAAAAUGAUAAAGUAAAGCAAGCAGCCAAUGCGCUAGAUGAUCCGGAUGAAAAUUUGAUCCCCACUCGUCUCACCAGGGCGAGAGAUGAAGGCCAAACCAAAGUUGAACGCGAUUCCGCUAGAAGAUACAUUGAAACAUUUAAGUUCGUAUACCGCCAAUUAUUGGCAAUUUUAGAAAACUAUGACGAAUCAGAGAACGAAGACAUCGCGUUAUUCAAGAAAUCUUUGCGGAAGUACGGAAUUCAAACAAAUAAAGACGCUGCUUUGGCUGGAGCCAUAUUGAAUUCCGAAUUAUCACACCGUAUCCAUAACGUAGACCUGGGAACAAACGUGAACUGGAACGACAAAGAUGCGGUGAUUGCUGGUUUAAAAUUUUGGGGCAUCGAUGAAGCUAAUGUUAUCUCGGUAGCUUCAGCUCUACAUGAUUUACGACGAUGAUUUCCAUUUCCGUUUUUAUCUUUAUUAUUUUCAUUUUGGCGUUGAUAUUGGAUUAUAGUGGGGUAGGUAUGCAGAUCAAUUGAGACCUCGGGUGUUUUUGAAAAUGAAUAGGUAAUGUUUUUUUGUGCAAAAUUUAAAUUAUUCAAAAUGACUUUUAUGUUUUUUGAUUUUUUUUUUCAAUUGUGAAUAAACUUGAAGAUGCAGUCGACCGGUACGUGCGGCGGCAUAUCCCCGCGUGUUUCUUUUUAAAAUAAUCAUUCAAAAAAAUAAAAUAGCCCAAAAAUCGUCCUUUUUGACUCUGGAGAGAUGAGGUCAAAUAUAGGGUUAGAAGGUUGAAAUCAGAAAAAAAGCACUUGAGUGGCACCAUCCCAUUGUAUGCUGGAGAUUGUGGCUCCCUAGGUCAAUUUUAGGGGCGAGGUGCGGUCGAUGAUCGGGUAAAAUAGGGCUAAAUUAAGGUUUUUUCCACCUUAAAUAAGGUGAGGAUGACCUAGGAAUCUGAAAUUUGGAUAUGUUGAAUACAAUGAUGAUACUCAUCAAUGGUAUGAUUUUGGACCCUUUUCAUUUAUUUGGGGCCAAAUUAUGCUUCUCCAAAAAAAUUACCUUUCUGUAGUUUUCAACUUUGACCCUCCCAACUCCAGGGGUCAAAUAAACCUCGCGAGAAAACUCUAUUUCCCAAGUUUCACUUUAUUUGAUCAAUAAAAAUAGGUUCUAGGUCAUAAAAUGCGGUGCUGAAACUUACAAAUACUUAUAUAUGUGCUUGGCCUACCGGAAUAGGUAUCCCGUUUUUUUUUUCUUUUUUUUUUUACAAAACUUUGACUAAAAAAUAAAAAUUGAAAGAGGGGCACUUUGGUGAGAUUUAUAGACGUUUCUAUAAAAGUUACAACCAUGGCUUCUCGUUAUGUUAAUGUUAUCUACUUAAUAAAACUCAAUCGUUCAUUCAUUCUUCAUUAAAUAGAUUGUAUCUUUCAAUUCUUUCAAUUUUGGGAACACAUUCGGAAUUUUAAACAACCAAAAAGCGCAAGUGGGUAAAAAGUAAGCUUCUACUAAAAAGCGCAUCUGACCAAAAAAAAAAAUCAAAAAAAUCGAGAGAAAAGUGCAUCUGGUAUAGAGCCAUUCUCCGUGUAGUUACAUAAAUAGAUUAAGAUAUUAUGUAGGUACAUUUAAUUAUUGUACAGAGUUUUUCUAUUUGUAAGUAGUAUUUCGCAUUAAAUAAAGUUAAAGCUGAA